This is a messenger RNA of Drosophila ananassae, 1995 nucleotides long. RefSeq lists its product as uncharacterized. Lineage: Eukaryota; Metazoa; Arthropoda; Insecta; Diptera; Drosophilidae. The record is from RefSeq and is a predicted model, not a curated record. Bases 571 to 1962 code for a protein of 463 amino acids. The transcript has 2 exons.
UGGGCCGUGAUUGGAAAGAAUCUUUCUUCUGGGUCUGGGUCUGGGUCUGAGUGGCGGCUGAAAUCGAUUUGGCCAAGUCAGUUGCCGUUUAGUAGUCGUCGCGUGCAGAUCACAAGAUACUAGAUAUUGUAUCCAGCAGAUACUGGAUCUCGGCUAGUGUUGAAAUCGAAUUUGCGGGAGCACCAAAGCGAGAAGCGGCUAUCCAGCGGUAGCCCUAUAAUCACGGCCACCAGUGUAUUUCGAUGGCCAAGAAAUGUGAAAAGAAGCGAAGAGGCGAAAAGUAACAAAUUAAGUAGCAACAGCAACCACAAGUGCGUGCGAAUAUUGAAUUGACACAGAAGUUCCGUUAAAGCAAAAAAACGAACAAAAACACAAAUAAAAAGCAACAAAUACAAGUAACAAUAGACUGUUAUUGUUGUGCUGCUGAAAGCGAGAAUGAAUCAAUAAAACGAAAAAAAAACUUCAAAAUCUAACUGUUAAAUUCGACAACAAUAAAACUUACAACAAAAGUGGCACAACCUCUGCCAAAAGCUAAAAAAUCAAAAAGAUAUUUUUACCAUUCAUUUAAAUAUGGUUAGUCAUCAGCAGCAGUGCCUACUGUGGCUGGUCUUCCAGCUCGUGGCCACUCAAGGCCAACAACUGCAAGGACCUCCGCGUCCCAGGGGGCGUAUACGCAUUGCGGACAUGCAACUUCCGGUUCCCGGAAGUGCCUCAAAUUGGCCCAGUCUGCCGCAGUCUGGCAGCCCUAUCAGUUCCACCGUUCACACACACAUUCCCUUGUUUCGAGAGGAGAGCUCCCAGAAACCUUCCACGCCCAGUCAGGAGGCGGUGGUCUACGGCAACUGGAAGCCGGAUCAUCCGGCGAAGCCCGACAGCAUGGAAACGGAAACCGACACGGACUCGGCUCAACAACCCAGGGAACGAGUUUACGGAAGAUUGGAGGCCAUGUUAAUGGGAAUGCCAGCAGAUGAAAUUGAUGCCAAACCAUCGAGCUCGAGCGAGGAACAGCUUGCACCAAUUGCCCCUGGAAGCUAUCGGAAUCCAGUACACUCCCACCCAUCCAGCUAUGAGAGAUCACCGGAAAAACAUGGACGGAAAAGGAUUACCUCCCAACAGCCACCGCACCAAUUCGAGGUGACAAGAGCUAACAGCACGGAUCCACUGCUCAAAGCUAUGGCCAAGCAAUUUAACGAAGCCAUGGAAACCACGACAACGAUCGUUAGGAAUAAUCCGCUGCCCACCGCCGACGACAGCUGGAUGCCAUUGCCGUACCCGUAUCCGUAUGACACCACAGUACCAGCACCACCGGCCACCAGCUCUAUGAUACCCGGAUUUAUGCAAUCCUCGGUGGUUCACCUUCCGGCACCCACUCAAGCUACACGAUCCACGUCGGAGCUUCUCAACUGGCCCACUGAUUUCAUAGAUAGCACCUCCAACACCGCCAGUCCGGAACAAGUCGAAGGAAACCAUAAGUCGAACAUUGACCGCCGAGACGAGAGCAUCGCUGAUCCCGUGGAUGAGUACAAGUACUAUGAGGACUCCCUAAACUCCGCCCAGAUGCACAGCGAGCUGAGUGUACCAGAGACGCUGCCUCUAAAUAUCACCCGGGUGGGGAUCCCGUACGAGGAUCGCAAUGCAUCCGAGGAGCCAUCUAUUUGUGUUCCGCUCACUGUCUCCGAGACAUCACACUCCUCGGACAGUGCCCUGCCGCUGGUGGUCGAGGUGGAGCGAGUCUACUGCUUCCCUCUGCCUAAGGUGGAGGUACGACCGGGCCACGUCCGGCCGCAGGUGGAACAGGUGACACGUCCGGAUCAGGAGGACAACUCUGGCAUGGAGUUCCAGCCAACGGAGGCCCCACUGCCAAGUGAUGCAACUGCGGGAGCUACCCGAAGAUCGCUUGGGCUCUGGCUCAUCCUAUUCGUAAGCUGGAGCUGGUGGCCGCAGAUCAGAAUCUACAACUAGGAUUAUUACAAGAUGAUUUAAACACAACUCAGG